AUGAGCUCCGCGCGGACACUGGCGAUGCGACGGGUGGGAAUGGGGCUCGCCGGCCGCUCUCCUCGAGGUCACCGCGACGCUUGUGCGCAUCUCACAGAUGAUGUUGGCUGCCGCGUGGACGCUGGCUGCACCUUCAGGCUGCUCAUCGCUCUCCGGCUCUGCCUGUCUCUGUCUGUUCAACGUCUCCCAGUACCGCUCUCUCGCCAUCUCUCCGCCCUUUCCCGUGUUGCUCGCUUACAUCCUUUGCCCACCGCUACCCCCCCCCUCGCGUGCACUGCACAGACUAACAGGGCGCUGCCAAUGGCGUCAAACGGGAGAGGCUCGCCGUCUCCUGCGCCACUCAAGCGGCAGUCUGCCAAGAAGCCGGCGUUCAACGUGACCUCGCCGGCGCUGGCACGUCUCAGCACCUUUGCUGAGUAUGCGGAUCGGCGUCAUGAGCUCUUGGCAGACAUUCACGACGGACUUGAGGAUCAUGUGCGUAAAAUGGAGGAGCGGGCUAGGCAGGCUCUCGCCCACGCAUCGGCAGUGGCUGAAACCUGCAGGGCUCAGGAGACAGAGUGCCUAGAGUACAUUGAAGGACUGGAGGACAGGGUCAGGGACUUGCACAGGGCCAAGCGGGAGUGUGCGGCAGAGCUGAAAGCCCUUCAGACAUCGACGGAAAGGAGCCGUCAGAGCCUGGAGAAGGAGCUUCACGAUUUGCGCAAGGCCGUGGAGGAGACGCGGCGACAGCAGCUGCUCGCCCAAGAAGGGCAGCAGCACUACGAAAUGCUGUGCGACGCCGCGAAGCGUCGCUACGAGCUGGCCGAAGCGUACCUAAAGGACUUCACAGCGAAGGUCGAGUUCCGCUUCCACGAGGCUGUCGCAUCACUCCAGGUAGCGGCGCAAGAGCGGAAGCGGUGGGCAGACGAGCAGUGCGCACUCAAUGAGAAGCGCGUUCGCGACGCCGCACUGCAAGCAGAGCAGAGCGACUUCAGCGCCUUCCUUUGCCGUGCCACCGAGGAUGUCGAGGAGACUGGCGCAGUGAAGCCUGCAGAACAAUGCGCAGCGGCAGUGGAGCCGAAACUCAUGCGCGACUUGAAGCGUGAUGUGGUGGCGCUCGCGGCGUCUGUGGCAGCUCGACUACAACUCAUCGUGGAGCAGCAGAGCGCAGCCGAAGCCGGACUCGAUGGACUGCCACCGUGCAUCACUGGGGAAGGCUGCGACUCCAUUUACGCGUUGUGUCGAGCUGCUGCUCGAUCGACGUUGGAGGGAAACCAGGAGAGCUGGAAGAGAGAUCAACAGGCCGCCUGCGAAGCUGUAUCUGUCUCUCAUGCAACACGGACGCUCAGUGGUUUGGAGGUAACAGUGAAGGACGCGCUGCUCGAGUUGUGUGCGGCGGCCGCUUCGGCCUCGUCAACCCCAAGCGCAAAAGCCCAUGCGUGCCUGCACGAACCCCCGACAGGAGCAGCGGCGCCUCUCGAUAUCAGUGCUGCCAAUGCAUCUGUCAGCUCGAGUGCAUCACCGCCAAGUCCCGGAAAGGAACGGCCCCCCAUUCCAGUGCAGGCGUCAUCAUUGCCGGGAUCGUCUCGUCGGCAGAGCGAAAGCGUGACAUUCCCUGAACGCAGGCUCAUCGAGGAUUUCUCGUGGAGCACAGACGCGUUUGCUACCAUCUUCACUCCUCGCAAAUGA
Molecule: messenger RNA, 1668 nt
Organism: Leishmania mexicana MHOM/GT/2001/U1103
Lineage: Eukaryota; Euglenozoa; Kinetoplastea; Trypanosomatida; Trypanosomatidae
Exons: 1
Coding region: 1-1668 (555 amino acids)
Source: RefSeq, a predicted model, not a curated record